UGUAAGGUCCCCAGAAAUAAACUCUUUUCAGUUCACGAAAAGUGACUGCAAGUUGCUUUUGCACUACCCUGGAUAGUCGUAGUUCCGUCGAUUGUCUGUAGCUGUCUCCGUGGACAUCCUGAGGAAGACUUCGGACAAUCCGAGUUUGGGAAAGGAGUUCUAGAUGGGAGAACGAAGAUAGAAUGUCCUCACAGGAUCUGCAUCGGCACGCGUGGAAUGCAGAUUACAAUCAGAGUAUCCUGUCCCGUACCUUUAGAGAUUCUGCACGUGCAGGUCUUACUCGUGAAGCUGUCAACGACUACACCAGUCCAACGCUGAGUCGUCGAGACGUCAACAUCUUGCGACAACUACCUUGUGGUAAAGGACAGACUCGAGUUCACACCCGCCAUCGAGAGAGACUUGACAUUAUCGUCUGCUACCCUGACCAGGAUUAUUGGUUUCAAGGCCUGAAGAUGACUUGGCUUCUCGUGUUAGCAGGGUUGUUUGUGUAUUUACUCCACAAAGUCUUCUCUCCUCGACAAAGAGAAGUACCUCCUGGUCCCAACGGUGUCGGGCUUUUCUGCGAUGUCUUCAAAGCAAUGAAAGGAGGAACUCUACAUCUACUGGGUGAGAAGCUGGCCAGACAGUAUGGAGACAUCGUCAUGUGCAGGACCAUCAUCGGCAACUUGUGUUUCCUCAACUCGGCGAGACUUGUCAGACAGGUGUUUACCGACAAGGGAACAGAACUCGUCACCAACGACCGACCCUCUACGUUUACUGGUGCGGCAGUAGCUUAUAAUUUUAAGGAUGUGAUAUUUGGUGAUGGAAUCAAAUCUUCAGACUGGUCGAAGAAGAGAAGGAUCCUUCAUUCCACUCUUAAGUUCUAUGGAGACGGUGUGGACAAACUUGAGGGAACGCUACAGACAGAGUUAUGCCGCUUAUGUGAUGCACUGAAGACAGAAAUAAAAAUGUCUGGUGAAAAUGAUCGUCAACCACCACGGGGCAAUGACAUCGAGAUUGGCACUCUGUUGUCCAUUUCCAUUCGCCAAGUUCUAGCUACUUUGGUGACUGGAGAAACCCAAGAACACGAGUCAAAAGUGCCGCAACUGAUCGAAGACUUAGCCGUGUGUUUGCAGAAAAUAACGAACCCCGUCACCGACUUUCUUAUCCAUACUUACCCAUUCUUCCGCUUUCUCCCUGGAUCCUACUAUAAAGAGCUGUGUGGCAGGACGCUCAUGAACCGGGAUGCUUUUGAGAGAGAAGUGUUCACCAAAGGAAAGGCAAAGCACAUACCCGGUGAACCGAAGGGAAUGAUGGGAUCGCUCCUCGAAGAACAAUUGAGUAACAGCAGCAGCUGGCUUACAGAUGACCACAUCCGGGCACUGCUUCUUGACAUUAUUGGGGCAGGGUACGUUACUUCAGUUGAGCUGCUGAAGACGUUUUUCCUGUACAUGGCUCACUACCCUCAAGUGAUGAAGAGGAUUCAGCGAGAGAUAGACAGUGUCGUGGGACUCAAGGAACCCUGUUUUGACGAUAGAAAGAAGCUGCCCUUCACAGAAGCGGCCAUAUUGGAAGUACUACGGGCUGCAUCAGCUAUUCCGCUAGGUGUCGCACACGAGACCAGAGAGGACGUCACCAUUGGUGACUUUUGUAUCCCCAGAUGGACGAUGCUAUUUGAGAACAUGUGGUGGAUGAACCGGGACCCGACAGCAUGGGAGGAGCCUAACGUCUUUCGUCCUGAACGUUUCCUUGAUGACGAGGGUCAGUUACUGCCCCCUACUCACCCCACACGAAUGAGAUUUCUUCCCUUUGGAGUUGGGAGGCGCAGCUGUCCUGGGGAGAACUUCGCGCGCUCGCGGGCCUUCCUCUACGUCACAACGCUCUUACAGCAGUUCGACUUCCUCCCGCCUGUCAACCAUGACUUGCUUCCCCUCACACAAGAUUCGUGGUCAGAUGGGAUCGUCCUUCAGCUCAGACCAUACCACGUGGCGAUAAAGGAAAGGUCACAGUAGUCACACACGGAAUACUGCUACAUGUAUCAGGCAGAACAAAUAAUAGUCCGCUUUCGCUUUACUUUUUUGCAUUUUUUUAUUAGACCAACAGACAGUUGUUAUUACUUCUGUGUGACACUGUGUCAAAUGCUGACAUGUUUCACCGGACUUUUCUCUGACACAAAGCUGUUACAAAAAUUUGACUUCUUUCCGCGUGUCAGCCAUAAGCUGCUUCCCUUGCACCAACAUUGGACAGAGGUUGUCGUCCGGUAGUUCAAGCCACACCACGUGACCAUAAAGAGGACGUCACAACGGUCACAGAUAGGGAGAAUGAUAUUAUUGAGCCAGAUAAUAACUAGUCUGUGUCUUGCUUAUCUUUGUCGCGUGCAUUUUUGUAGAGGACCAGCACUCAGUAAUUACACUGUUACUGUAAUGUAUCUGUGUGACUA
Pomacea canaliculata is the source of this 2419-nucleotide messenger RNA. RefSeq names its product cytochrome P450 2J6-like. Lineage: Eukaryota; Metazoa; Mollusca; Gastropoda; Architaenioglossa; Ampullariidae. Gene Ontology annotation, molecular function: oxidoreductase activity, acting on paired donors, with incorporation or reduction of molecular oxygen; heme binding; iron ion binding. Bases 183 to 1991 code for a protein of 602 amino acids. The record is from RefSeq and is a predicted model, not a curated record. The transcript has 8 exons.